AUGUCCCUAAAGCUCCAAGAGGCCAUACCGGGUAGACCUAACGAGCUAUCUUCACAAUGUCUUGAUGUUCUAGAGGUGGAGGGACAUGGUUAUGUCGUGUACCUUUCAUCUAGCAAUGUGGUGUUACUGGAUGAACGACUGAAUCUGAAAGAGACACUGGUAUUCUGGGAUGCCUUACCUCAUAGGGCAUCCUCGUCUACUUCUCAAACUCAGGUUCAAGGUGUUAAAUGUGAUCCUGCUGAAUGUUUGAUACUUGCCUGGAGUGACACUCAUGUGGUCAUCUGGCAAUAUUCCAAAAGAAGAUGGACGGUUCACUCCACUAUUCUUUCAUCGAAUCCUAUCACACGUUUGGACUUUCAGCAUGGUACGCUCGUGCUUGGCACUUCAGCAGGAAUGGAAGUAUGGCGCAUGGACCCUUCAGCUCAAGUCACCGUCUGGGAUAGAUUGUGGGAGAGGGCUUAUCCCGCACCAACCUCCAUUCAACUUUCGCCUGUUCUUGGACACAUUGCAUGGAUCGUCAAAGAUCAAAAAGGAGUAUAUAUCCUAGGAAUGGACAGAGCUGGACAACCAAUGGGUGUUCCUCAAGAGAUGCGUCAUCCAAGAGAAGUGGAAUGUAUCUCAUGGCGAAAACCGAAUGGGGAUGCUCAUCUGUAUACAAUUACAACCAAUUCUGUCUUGAGAAUAUACUCGCCUGUACUCGAUGAUCCCACUUGGUUCCAACUACUCUCUACCAUCGGACCCGACGCUUUCACCCGUUCCUUGCAUGUCACUUCCGCCAACUCAAGUGAAGCAAAAACCAUCAUACAUCCUUUUGGCGUUAUAUGGCCUCUUGAUGCCGAUGUUCUGAGACAAAACCUCAAAGCAAUGCAAGAUACUUCAACGGCAGAUCAUGGAUCUGACAAUCAAGUGUCUAAAAUGAUCCAUGCUCUGCGUAAUGAAGAGAGUGACGUCGUUGCUUGGCUCUCACCCCAAGGCGAGCUCGUUUUACGGUCAAUCAUCAAUAUGGAUCGCAAACCUCCCACACUACUACGAUCACUCCCUCUGUCAAACAUACGGCUCUCCCCCUCGUCAUUGCCUUUCCUUACUUCACCAGUCGCCCGUCUUCUACACACUCCAAAUACGGGUCUUACUGUCGUCUCCUUGUCUUCCGGUCGGAUCACAGCCCAUCGAUUCUCCCUCACCAAAGUUCUUGCCAAAGAUCCUUCAGGUAUACAGCUCCUGGUUGGUUCAUCAGAUUCACAAGUAGAGCUCAGUCAGCGUGUAAGGCAAUUUGUGCGUACCCCCAACGGACGUGGACUGUUGGUGGUCGGCGAGGAAGGCGAGAUAGGGGCGUGGUACAAACGACGAAAUGGCGAAACACUCACAGGCCAGAAUUCAGCCGCUUUACAGGGGCGCGGACUGUUCAAAAUCGACCCUCGUCCACAUCGGAUAGCCAUAUUUGCCAAAGGGAGAGGAAUCGUCACUUUCUUUCGCGAUAAAGCAGGAGGUCAUGUGGCUCUCCAGCACCUCGACGACGGACAAUUAUCCCCGACAGAACCCGUGCUGCUCCCGGAUUUCUCUCUGGCCGAAGAUGACGACAUCAAAAUGCUAUUAGCGGUAUCUGAUGUGGAUGAUGGCUAUGAAUCACGACGACGUAAAACUCAAAGGGCUAUUGUCGUCGCUUGUUCUGCUUCGGGACGAGCUUGGGUCUGGCGUGUUAUCUCUCCUCGCGAUCCUACAUCUGCAUCAGAGCUGGCUUUUUCGGACUCCACAUCGAAAGUGACCAGCGCAAAACCAGAAGUGCACUUGAUCUCGACAUAUUCUCUGCCAAUCGAGUCGUCAGCAAUUCAUCCUCACGAUAAGCCGGCCUUGGUCCUCCCUGUCGACCCCAUGGGCUGGCACCAGAAUAUCGUGGACUGGACCAUGGACACGCCGCUGCAAGAUAUGGUACUUACCGUGACAGUAGAUGGGUGUUUGGAGUUUUGGAGACCGCACAUGGGUCAACACCAUCAACUCAGCACCAACGCCCGGCCCACCCGGAUCAAUGGGACGAGGUUCGUGGGGAAGGGUGAAAGUCCGAUCAUGGAUGGCCGUCUUGUCAAUGGGAUGAGGAAUGUUGAGCAUGGAGCUUGGGAAAGAAGUGGGAUCGUACGUACGGGGAAGAAUGGGGUGUUGAUGGCUCGAUGUAGUUCGAGGAAGAAGACUGUCCUGGUUUGCCAAACACCUAGCGGAAAACAAGAGAUGACCAUCUGGGAUUCCAACGUCUCCGAGUUCUCUACCGGUCUCGAGUCAUCGGUGGAAUACGAGUACCUGAUCAUCAGUGAACCUAUUCAAGAUCUCGAUUGGACAACCACCUCUGAUCUCCAAUCCGUCUUAGCUGUGGGCUACAAACAUCGGGUCGUUCUCAUUUGUGAACAACGCUUGUCAUAUGUCGACCCUACCCCCGGCUGGGCACCAUUCCUCACGAUCGAUAUGCUACAAUACGACCCACGACCUAUAUGCGAUUCCAUCUGGCUUGCUGGAGGCUCGUUGGCCAUUGGAGCAGGUAACCAUAUUUAUCUCUUUAGUAGAUUUCUCGAUAGAGGUUCACCGGAACCCAGUCCAGCACCGUCGAUCAAGAGUAGCGGGACCGUUGUGGGACCGGAAGAACCGGAAGAUAUCUUCCAGUUGAUCGCUCAUCAGAAUGGACCGUUGUGGGAUUGUCAUCCGACCGUAUUGGGGCAAUGUCUCUUGUGGAACAAGAUAGAUCUCGUCAAAACAAUCCUCAUCACUCUCGCUACAAGCCUUCGAGAAGCUCAAGAAGCAGGUAGAAGACGUCUUCGAAUGAAACGUCUCGAUCCUUCAGAAUUCUAUGCUGUGCAACGGGGGAAGACACAGGUCAAAGCAGCGACAGAUAGUCGAUACGAUGGCCUCUUCUCCACCCAGAUCGACCUUGAGACGAAUGAGGAUGAUCCUUUCACCUCUGCUCUCGUUCGGAACCUCAUUGAGCGGUUGGACGGGCCGGUGCGAUUACCCCUGGAUGAUUUUGAGAAAUCGAUGUUGGCUACGGUCGCUCAGGGUACUCUGGAGGUUGAAGAACUCCGACGUUCCUUGGACCAUUGCGGUCUUCGUUAUCUUUUAUCCCUCCGGUUCUUCGUCAACUACAAUCGCCGUGCCUCUACUAGCGGAGCCAAUACCCCGCUCUCUUCUGGAAUGUCUGGUCAGCUUCGACCACAACAACGGUUGUCGUUCCGAAAUAUCGUAUGGGCUAUGCAUAGCGAAUCACAGGAGCUGCUCUUGAACGCCGCUACGAAUACCUGUAUGAACGGAAAGAUGUUAUGGGGUGAAGCAAAGAAUUUAGGGGUUUUUCUGUGGUUGCGGUCUGCCGAGGUUGUCCGCAACCAGAUGGAACUCGUAGCGCGAAACCGAUUCAUGUUAGAUGAAGAUCGAGACCCUACCAGCUGCUCCCUCAUUUUCUUCGCAUUGGGAAAGAAAAAAGUGGUGCAUGGUCUAUGGAGGCAGGCUCCGGGACAUAAAGAACAAACUGCGAUGUUGAAGUUUCUGGCGAAUGAUUUUGAUACGGAGAGGUGGAAGACGGCGGCUGUGAAGAAUGCUUAUGCGUUAUUAAGCAAGCAGAGGUAUGAGUACGCAGCGGCAUUCUUCAUGCUCGCUGGCAAGCCCCAAGACGCUAUCAACAUUUGUCUUCGACAAUUAGCCGACUGGCAGCUUGCUUUCGCCCUUGCUCGUGUAGUCGAAGGUAGUACCGACGGUCCGCUCGUUCGAUCCGUAUUGUCUGACACCGUCGUCCCGCUGGCAUUUGCCGGAGGCCAUAGAUGGCUAGCCACAUGGGCAUUCUGGCUUCUUGGAAGAAGAGAUCUGGCCGUGCGGGUUUUGCUCUCUCCUAUGGACGACGUGGCUUAUGACUGGUCGCCAGAGAACGAAUUGAGCGUAGGGAACCCAGAGAACGACGAUCCGUCAUUAUUACUUCUCUUCCAACAUUUAAAGUCGAAAUCGCUGCAGACUGCUAAAGGAACGAAUGAGAUUCCGGAGAAAGUUGAAUUUGAUUUUGUUCUUCAUAACGCCAGGGUAUUCUUCCGCAUGGGAUGUCACGCCCUAGCUCUGGACUUACUCCGAUCAUGGAACUUUGACCGACCUUUUUUCCCUCACAAACCUAUUCGAUCCCGUCGACCUUCGUCCAUGGGCACUCCCGCCAGUCCCUCGAGAUCUUUAUCCACCCCACAUUCUGCUCGUCGACCAAGCUUCUUGCUCAGCUCUCAUGGGAGACACGAAAGUAUGUUCAUGGAUCUGGACGUGUUGGCCGAGGCGGAUCCUUCUGAACCUGUCACUAGAGUUCCUUCACCCACCCCGAUCUUUCAAAACACUGCAGAUCCAGAAACUCCGGAUUUGAUAGAGAUCCGGGAAGAAUUGGAGAAAGAGAUGAAACCUAGGAAAAUGGGAAACUUGAUGAAAGAACUGAAACAGGAUGUGAGACAAGGUGCUGCAGAAUUCGAUAUGGAUUCUUUCUUUUGA
This is a messenger RNA of Tremella mesenterica DSM 1558, 4488 nucleotides long. RefSeq lists its product as uncharacterized. The record is from RefSeq and is a predicted model, not a curated record. Gene Ontology annotation, molecular function: protein binding. Gene Ontology annotation, cellular component: RAVE complex. NCBI's taxonomy places the organism in Eukaryota, Fungi, Basidiomycota, Tremellomycetes, Tremellales, Tremellaceae. Gene Ontology annotation, biological process: vacuolar acidification. The transcript has 15 exons. The coding region runs from base 1 to 4488 and encodes 1495 amino acids.